Molecule: messenger RNA, 396 nt
Organism: Geodia barretti
Lineage: Eukaryota; Metazoa; Porifera; Demospongiae; Tetractinellida; Geodiidae
Source: the annotation of a GenBank genome assembly
AUGUCUUUUGCCAUGUGUCCGCGGUCGAGCGGGCUGGCUUCGACUCGCUGCCCCAAGGGGCCACCGUCACGUGUGAGAUCGUGCAGGGGCAGAAAGGCCCGCAGGUCUCGCAAAUCCUUGACGUCGAUACCUCGACCGCGACCGUCAUGCCGCCGCGAGGAGACCGCCCGCGCCGCCCCGGCCCCGGCCCCGGCCCCGGCGGCUUCCAGAGCCGGCGCUAUGACGAGCCGACGGGCCCGACCGAGGAAGUCGAGGGCACGGUCAAGUUCUAUAACGUGGGCAAGAGCUACGGCUUCGUCACGCCGGACAGCGGCGGGCAGGACGUGUUCAUCCAUGCCAAGGUGCUGGCCCGUUCCAGCAUCGACGAUCUGGAGCCUCAGCAGCGCGUGCGGCUGA